Messenger RNA from Paramacrobiotus metropolitanus, 681 nucleotides. RefSeq lists its product as uncharacterized. Gene Ontology annotation, cellular component: plasma membrane. NCBI's taxonomy places the organism in Eukaryota, Metazoa, Tardigrada, Eutardigrada, Parachela, Macrobiotidae. The coding region runs from base 1 to 681 and encodes 226 amino acids. The record is from RefSeq and is a predicted model, not a curated record. Gene Ontology annotation, molecular function: G protein-coupled peptide receptor activity. Gene Ontology annotation, biological process: G protein-coupled receptor signaling pathway. The transcript has 4 exons.
AUGGGCUUGAUGGUGAAGUACAUCAAUAAGGGCUAUGGCAACGAUCUUGAACAGCAGCGCGCCCAGCGUCAAUCUGACGGAGUGCGGUUGGCCGGUAAUUCCUCUGCGGCCACCAGUCGCGAGCGCCACGAUAUUCGCCGACUGGAUGUAUUCUCCUACCCGUUCCUGCUGGCGUUGGCCACCCUGGGCAACACGCUCAACAUUAUCAUCCUCAAGCGCGAGAAACCCUGCACCUCUAAGAACGUCUAUUUGAUCGCCAUCGCCGCGUCUGACAUGAUAUUCAAGUGGAGCGCGCUUAUGUUCUACAUAAUUAAUUUCGACGGAGAGGUGCACGGGAUGCCGCGACCGCACCUGUACGCUGCCGUCCGGCCAAUCCAAGGUUUCGGCGCUUUUUGUCAAGAGACAGCUGCCGUGUUUUCCUCCUGGGUUAUCGUGGCGUUCAGCGUGGAGCGCUUCAUUGCCAUCAAGUACCCACUGCGGCAUAUGAUCAAGGAUAAUCUCCGUCAGUCACGUGUCAACAUUGGCGCAAUUCUCUUCAGUGCCGUCCUACUGGUAAUCCAUCGCUUAGUGGACUACUACCACUAUUAUGUCCGCUACGGCGGGACGAACGCGCCGCACCGGCGUACGACGAUUCUCUUGAGCUGGAACCUCAUCUAUACCUGGCUAAUUGUACGUAUUUAG